Messenger RNA from Megalops cyprinoides (Indo-Pacific tarpon), 4935 nucleotides. It is a transcript of the gene mbd1b, whose product is annotated as methyl-CpG binding domain protein 1b. The transcript has 19 exons. Gene Ontology annotation, molecular function: DNA binding; zinc ion binding. Lineage: Eukaryota; Metazoa; Chordata; Actinopteri; Elopiformes; Megalopidae. The record is from RefSeq and is a predicted model, not a curated record. Bases 546 to 3533 code for a protein of 995 amino acids.
CGACUACGGGUUGAGUUCAUACACAAGGCUUCCGCUUCCUGGAACGUGGGCUCUCUUGGGUGGAGGAGUGUCCGAGGACCCUAAUGCUGCAUGUGUGAAGACAUGUCCUCCAGUUUGGAGCUCACCACCAGUAGCUGCUUGCACGGCAACGUGUACUUCAAAUCAGGUUUUGGUUGCAAUUCAAUAAUGGUGAGGCACUGACAUCCCCUGACUGACCCCCAAUACAGGAGUGGGACUCAAAGUCCAAAGGAUGACACUCAUCUGCACAAGGCUUGAGUGAGAAAUUUCUAUGACCUCGUUUGUCAGACCCGUUGAUGGAGACAGACCCACCCUAAGCACAUACCCUCAGAUAAGCAAACAACCCUCUGUCCUCUUUGAUAACACCAAGAAGCAAAAGUGUGCGUGGGGUGGGAUAUCACAGAGGGGGAAGAGUCCUGCGUGUCACAGGGUAGCUGGCUAACUCUGCAGGCUCUAGAGGAUCGAGGAUACUGGACUCUUUAUGAUCCCGUGCAAAGCUCAGGCUGAGCUGGAGGGCUAUCUCCGCUAUGAAUGAGGGACUACCCAAUUGCCUACCCCUGGAGAGAGAGGGAGAAGACACUCAGACUGGCACACAGAACGCUGGAGGUGGGGCUACUGAGACAGAGGCACAGGAGAGCCCCGGAAGCGACAAGCAAGUGAAUGGGGGAGAAACAUUCCAAACGCAAGAGUCAGCGGAUGGCAUUUUUUACAGGACGCCAACUGCGUCCCCCCUGCUGGAGAGGCCAGGGAGCCAGGAGAGAGGUGGCAGCCCUGCAAUCAGCUCCUGCGAGGGAGCAGGAGGUUUGGGGGCAGAGCCUGGGGAGGAGGGUGGUGAUGAGCCCCCUGUAGACUGGCUGGAACCUCUAGAGGAGGAUUAUGACGAUGAAGAUGAUGAAGAGGAGGACAGGCAUAGCUGGGAGCUGGACCUGCUGCCCACAGAGCACCUGUUGAAUGGCCACAGGGAGGCAGAGGUGGAGAGCCUGGCAGGAGAGAGCGAGAGGAGUGGGAGUGUGGCUGGGAGCGAGAGAAACGACAGGAAGAAGUCCAGCAGUGGUGGUGGCCAGGCUGCACCCAGACGCAGAAGGCGCCAGGCUGUGGUGGAUGAGGAGUGGGAAGAGUGGCCUAUCCUUGGACAGGGCUGGAAACGGAAAGAGGUGUUCCGCCGUUCAGGGUUCAGUGUGGGAAAGACUGACACCUACUACAUGAGUCCUGGUGGGGAUCGUUUGAGGAGUAAGAUUGAGCUUGCCAAACACCUGGCAGGCAUUAUCGAUGUGUCCACUUUUGACUUCAAGUCUGGGAUGUUCCUGGAUGAGAACACCUACAGAAAGAUGAGAAGGACGAGAAAGUACCGGAGGAAGGAGAAUUCUGUCUUCACAGACAGCAUUGUUCCUGUAGAACAGACAGUGGAGCCAGCCUCCACCCCUGACUCUCUACACAGUGCCCCCCAGAGGCAGCCCCCUGGCACGCCACGGUCUGGAGUCCCCCAGCAGAACAGCAACACGUCCUCCCCCUGCCCCCUCAGCACACCCUCUCGCCCAGCCUCCCCGGGUGAGGUUGGCACGCCCCCCCACCAGCCUGGGCACAUCUCCUCCCACAGCCCCAGGAGCCGGCCCCCCUCGGGGCUCAAUGCUGCUGUUGAGUCCCCCAGCAGGGACACCCAAGCCCCACUUCAGCCAUUUGAUCCCCUGCAAGCCUCUGUCGGCUUCACCUCGGCGCACAAGGGGGAUGCCCCAAAGCCUGGCCAGGCGUCCCGACAGCAGCCCUGCAGCAGGCUCUCCCCAAGCCCAGUGCCCAAUGGAUGCUCUGGCUGCGGGAGGCCCUAUGUAGGUGUGGAGGUCCGCAGGCCCGGCCACGCCUUCCUCUGCCCUGACUGCAAACCAGAAAAGAAAGGAGAGAGUAAUCGAAACAUCAUCUUCAGAAAGUGGUUACCCUGUGGUCGGUGCCGGGCCUGCCUGGUCACAGAGGACUGUGGAAUGUGUGCCAGCUGUCGGAGUGGCCUGCUGAACCACGACUCCUGCAAACCCGUUCGCUGCCGGAGGCGGAAGUGUCUGUGCCCCAUCCGAAAGAAAAUGGCCAAGAAAGGAACAGAGAAGACGGGGAAAACAGUCGUGAGUGUGGAGAACUCAGAGGGGCAGUUGUUGGAUGGCAGUGUGAUUUCUGCGAUGAAUAAAGUAAGGCAAUAUGCCACCCCCAAGCACAUUGAUUUCCAUGAGUUUACCAUGCAUCUGCAAGGCAAUGGUGAUGAUGAUCAUGACGACAACAAUGAUGAAGAUGACUGUGACUAUGACGACGACAAUGAUUUGGAGUGUGAGGAAAAGGGACGCAGCCGGCGUGCGUGCGGGAGGUGUAACGGCUGCCUCCACACCACCGACUGCGGCUCGUGUGACUUCUGUGUGGACAACCCAAAAUUUGGAGGCAGCAACAAGAAGAGGCAGAAAUGCCGCCUGAGGCAGUGCCAGAGGCAAGCCAUGAGACACUUGCUGCCUCUCCGGCUGGGUUGUCAUGAGGGCUGGGUUGGCGUGGGCCAGCCAAGGCCACACUACAGGUACAGUCGACGCAGGGCCGUCCCACAUGAAAGCCCUUGGGAUAACUGCCAGCUCUCUGAGGAUGAGGAUGAAGAAUGGUGUUCAGUAAGGCCAGGUGGUUUUGGGCUGGAGGAGGAAGCAGACACAGAUAGCCUUUCCUGGAUGUCACAGAGGGAUGUCUAUCUGAGCAGUGGCAAGCUGGACAAGGAAGUGUACAUCAGCAACUAUGAAUUCGCAAUUCAGAACUGUUCCAGAUCAGACAGCAAGAGAAUGGACAUUUGGAGAAAAGACAGGUUCCCUGCCAGAGUUUCUGAACCCAAUCAGCAUCUCCUUCCUCUUACUGACCCAGAUGCCCCAGGACUGCCAAUGGGACAGGGGACUUUGCCAGUGUCCUUCAGUAAAGCAGGAGAGAAGGGGGACCUAAAAGAGCAGGCUGGGGUGGACUUGGAUGAGGAUGUAGCGAUUGUGGAGGUGGACGCCGAAAAGUUGGACACGCAGGAAACCACACCUAUGAUAACGCAAAUCUUCAGCUUGGCGGACGGCGCACAGGCCCUCCCUCCAAGUGCGGAGCUGCAGCGGCUGCUGGACUCGCUGCGCAGGAUGGUGCUGCCGGCGCACUGGGUGGGGCUGCUGGCUGACGGGCCCUGCCUGCAGGUGGUACAGUGCUCCAAGCUGUCCACCAUGGCCGACACAGUGUUGCACAUCUACCCGGACCUGGGCUACCAGCUCAGCGUGCAGGGCCAGCCCCUGCUGUCCACGCACCCACUCUACCAGGCCCACCCCCCACGUCUGCUCUCUGUGCCCCACGUGGUGGCGCUGCUGCUGGACCUGGAGAGGCACGCUGUGUGCCGGGGCCUUCCCGAGCCCUCCCCCACGUCCCAGAACCACUGGCAGCCUGUCCACCCUAAGCGGGCUGCCACAUGCCACUUCCUGGUGCUAAAGGCGGUGGAGCGUUGCCACAGUUGCCGUGUGGCCCCACCCAUGCUGUGAGAUGGACACUCUGGUGCUGGGCGGGGUUUAGCCUGCAGCAGUGCUCCAGCUAACAUUCAGAACUGUCACUAGGAAGCAGGUGUGUUCUGGUAAAGACCAGCAAAGCCAGCCAGACCUGUGGUGAACUUGAAGUCAAUAUGUGGCUCAAGAGUAUAGGAAUGACCAGCCACCUGCUGUUAGUGUCGAUGACUAGGACAAUCCUGAGUACACUCUCUGAAAUUUGUUGGCCCUCAGGCCACCAGAUUGACUUGUUCUUGUGUGCUACAUUCUCCCCUGGUAAAGCUAACUGAAGAUGUGCUGCAUCAUAACAAUUAGCACCUUUUACAGAACAGUGUCAUUCUGUUAGCGCCUUUCGCAGGGCAGUGUCAUUCCAGGAAAGGAAAACCCCCCCAAGGACCCUUGUCCAAUCAUGUGGAAUCUGAAACUGCAGGAGAUACUCAAAAUUGGCAGAAUGUUAAUGAGAAGGUCCCUAAGAAUUAAUUUGGUUAAUGUGAAUAAAUUGCUAAAUUCCUGUAAGAAAAGAAGGAUGUCCACAAGAUUGCUCUCUCAGCUAUUUGGAAUGCGUUUUUUCUUUGAUCGAUUGCGCUCCAUUCAAAUAUUAAACUAAAUGCUUAACGAAAGUGAAGACACUCUACAGGCACUCUACAUGGCUUAAUUACACCUACACAGAAUUUUUGUUAUACAGAUUUGAUAUAUUUCUUUCUUUUGGGUUCUACCAUUAGCCAUUAUUAAGCAGUCAUGUGCUGGACAGGCAUUUAUACUAACAUCAUAUUAUCAUAACUGCCUUCAUUCUCUACCGAAAUGUGAAAGUGUUGCUCCCUUGACAUUAGAGCACUAAUGCGAGCUCCCAUGGCCACAUCAGAGUGCCAAUGGUAGCUCCCAUGGCUGUGCAGCAUGUUUUCAGUGGAGACACAUUUUUGUGACCAGUAAUGAAGGGGGAGGGGUAUGAGGCUUUAAGACACAUUGACAGCAGCAGAAUUUAUGGAACACUAGUCUUCAGACUGAGUAAGCAUUUUGUAAAGAUGUAUGUAAAGAAGCACAGACAAGAUCUGUAAUUUGUACUAAAAACAUGUGGAACAGCAAGACAUCCCUGGACAGGGGUAGAAUUACAGGAUUUUUGUUUGAUUAAAUGGAAUUGCCUGGAGGAGAUGGUAGAGGCAUUACAAUUAAGUACCAUGUUUGGUUUUGGUUUUGUUUUUCUUUUUCAUAUGCGAGUUCAUCUUUCUGAAAUGUGUCCAGUAAUUAUUCCUCCUCCUCCUCUUCCAUGAACAUGGCAUAUUUCAAAUGUUGUUCGUAAUUAUAUUUGUAUGUUUUUAUCAAGAUGCUGUUUCAUUUGAAUGGUUCAAAAGAGAUUACAGUUGUGAACAAUGGAAAUGAGCCUCAAUUUCAGUUAGGUGUAAAU